AUGGAACCAUAUGAGAAUUUCUCUUACACAUCGUAUGAGAAUUCAGUGAGGUUGGUAAUCAAAGGUCACGAUACUGAGCUAGAAAGAAUCAGCACAAUUAUGACAACCAUAGAUCUCUCAAGCAACCAUUUUGAAGGUGUCAUUUCGAAAUCACUAAAGAAUCUCAGCUCACUUUGGCUACUCAAUUUAUCCCGUAACAAUCUCAUAGGUCAUAUUCCAAUGGAACUGGGACAAUUGAAUAUGCUUGAAGCAUUAGAUCUCUCCUGGAAUCGGCUCACUGGAAAGAUUCCAAGGGAAUUGACAAGAAUGAACUUUCUAGCAGUCUUAAACCUCUCUCAAAGUCAUCUCGUUGGACCAAUUCCUCACGGUCCACAAUUCAACACAUUUGAAAAUGACUCGUAUGGUUGCAACCUUGAUCUAUGUGGUCAUCCUUUAUCAAAGCAAUGUGGAACGAGUGAUUCAUCACAUGUUCCUCAACCAUUGGAGUCCGAAGAAGAUGAAGGCGAUUCAUAUUUUUUUAGUGGAUUUACGUGUUGUCUUGUUCGCCGGAGCUCAGCUCUUCAUGAAGCAGCGAUGGUGGCUGGCAGAUCUGGCCAUUUUAGUGAAGCUUUAUCUUUGCUUCAGCUCAAGCAACACUUUGAAAUAUCCGACAAGUACUCUAGACAUUAUAGUACUUCUCUCCCAAAAGCAUCGUCUUGGAAUGAGAGUACGGAUUGCUGCACUUGGGACUGGAUCACUUGUGACAUGUUAACUGGUUAUGUUAUUGGCCUAGACCUUAGUAAUGCAAAUAUUAGCGGAACUAUUCAUCCUAACAGCAGCCUCUUCCAACUUCAUCGUCUUCAGAUGCUAAACCUUGCUUACAAUAACUUAUCUGGUCUCAUUCCUGAUUCCAUUGACAACAUCACACAAAUUAGAGAGUUGAAUUUUGGUUACAAUCAUUUCACUGGCAAUAUUCCUUCAACAAUCUCAAAAUUGAAACAUCUCACAAGUCUAGAUCUUUCGUUUAACUCACUUGGAGACUUAUCGAGUAAUUCCUUGUCUGGGCCAUUGCCAAACAAUGUCAGCAUGCUUCUAAAGCUAGUUGACCUGGAUUUUUCUCACAACUUGCUAAAUGGAACAAUACCAUCUUGGGUGUUUAGCCUUCCUUCUUUAUAUAUGUUGGAGCUCUAUUCAAUGGACUAUCCGAUGAGCUCAGAGUGA
Messenger RNA from Solanum stenotomum, 1200 nucleotides. RefSeq names its product receptor-like protein 35. The transcript is spliced from 4 exons. Bases 1 to 1200 code for a protein of 399 amino acids. The record is from RefSeq and is a predicted model, not a curated record. NCBI's taxonomy places the organism in Eukaryota, Viridiplantae, Streptophyta, Magnoliopsida, Solanales, Solanaceae. Gene Ontology annotation, molecular function: protein binding.